CCACCGUCGUUCUUUGUGUUUUCGCAUGUUGCGGUGAGGAUGCUUGCCGUCCGCAGGAAAUGGCGACGCCGUGCGUGUGUUGUGCCCGCAGAGGACGCACUAACUGGGAGGAGAAAGUAGCAACAGCAACAGGCGUCAUUCGCACAUAGCAGCGCUUCAAGGGAAGGAAAAUGAGCGACGCCAAUCCGCCUAAAGUGGAACUUUUUGUGAAGGCUGGGAGUGAUGGGCAGAGCAUCGGCAACUGUCCCUUCUCUCAGCGUCUCUUCAUGGUGUUGUGGCUAAAAGGAGUCACGUUUGAUGUUACUACAGUAGACAUGAAGAGGAAACCCUGCAUUCUAAAUGACUUGGCUCCGGGUGCCCAGCCUCCCUUCCUGUUGUACGGCAGCGAAGUGAAAACUGACACCAACAAGAUUGAGGAAUUCCUGGAGGACAACCUCUGCCCGCCCAAGUAUCCCCGCCUGGCCGCGCGGAACCCUGAGUCGAACACAGCAGGCAUGGAUGUCUUCUCCAAGUUCUCGGCUUACAUAAAGAACUCCAACCCUCAGACCAAUGAAAAUUUAGAGAAAGGCCUUCUGAAGGCCCUGAAGAAGCUCGACGACUACCUCGGUUCCCCACUUCCUGACGAAAUUGAUGAAAAUAGCGCAGAUGAAGUCACUUCCUCAUCUCGCCCCUUCCUUGACGGCCCUGAGCUUACUCUGGCUGACUGCAACCUGCUUCCAAAGCUCCACAUUGUGAAGGUGGUGUGUUUAAAGUACCGAAACUUCAGCAUCCCUCAGUCUCUGACCAACCUGUGGAGGUACCUGAACGCAGCGUACGCCCGGGACGAGUUUGCAUCCACAUGUCCGAUCGAUGACGAGAUCCACAUCGCUUAUUCUUCUGUCGCCAAAGCUCUCAAGUAGGAGUCGGAAAGCACCAUAUAGCAGAGCUGUGUACAAGUGUACAAAACUAGUAAAACAACAAAUUUAUAUAAUCCAAGUUAUUACAAUUGCUUUGCCAUGUCAAACUAAGCUUACAAGUGGUUGUUUUUUCUUAGUGUUAGGUAUAGCCAAAAAGCACAUACAGUAAAAGUACUAAGGCAAUCGUGGAUCAACCCAUUAGGGGUUAGCUUGAGAAAGUUAUUUAUUUCUUGUAAUUUCAAUUCUUCAUGCUCUUACAAUACUUUAUGUAAUUUUUCGCACUUAUUCGCACAAAUAUUCACGUUGGCGCUCUUGCUUAUAGUUGUUCCAUUUUUUAAAAAAUUGUGCCAACAUUGCUCUCUUUCUCCACAAGAUUUCAUUCCAGUCCUGUGCUUGUCCCUCUGGGCAUAAAUGUUGCUGGCUUGUACAGGAUCAAAUAAUUAUUUCCCCUAUAGUACAUGCAUUGAGAACCCUAUACCAGGGAUGUCCAAAGCUUUUCCAUUGAACAGCCGCACAGUGAAAAAAAUUCAAGCUUGCUAAGACCAUUUUGAUAUUUUUUGUUUUCAAAAAAAUAAAAUAUCUAGAUUUUGAUUUUUUUUUCCAACUUUAGAGGGCCCCUUUACUUAAGUUCGACCUUAGGUACUCGCAGGGUUCUCAGUUAUAAAACAUGUUAGAUAUAAGUCUUUUUUUUUUUUUUGUAAUUAUUUAUUCAACCCUGAAAUCUUGAUAAACUUCAAUGUCUCUCCAUUGAUAUAGUUUUUUUUCUGUUUCAUACCCUUCUUGGUCAAAACCCUAUUUUUCAUGGCAAAAACACCAAAUAUGCAAUAUUUUCCCUAAAAAGAUUUUCAAAGUUGGUUAUCUGAUGUAAUGUAAUGGGAGCCUUAAUGGGUCCGUAAUUCAUAACCACAUUCAUUUAGGUUUUUUUUAAAGUAAUGACUGUUUAAAAAAGAAAUAAAAGUGAAAUUCUUGGGGGUCCAAAAGGUCCCCACUCAUAAAAAUGUGAAUAACAAGACGUACCGUUUAUAUUGUUUUUACUUUCAACGUUUAAUCUGUAAAGAUAAACAUUUUUUUCAUGGUUUUUAAUAUAUAUGCAGUUUUCGUCGAACAAAACUUUAUUCCUAUGGCAAACACACAAAAUGUGAAACAUCUUCCCAAAAUAUUUUUAAGUGGAAUUUGUGAUGUAAAGUAAUUAUCCUUUAAUAGGUCAACAAUUCAUAACAACAUUGUUUUUUAAAACCGACAGUUUAAAAAAAACAACUAUCAGUCAACAUUGUAACUUUUUCUUGUGACAUAUUACCUGUUUGCUAUUUUAUUCCACUUUUUGUGUUGUUUUUUUUUAACAGUAUUUUUAGAAUGUGCCGUGGGUCAUUAAAAAAUUAGCUGUGGGCCGCAAAUGGCCCUACACGCCGCACUCUGGACACCCCUGCCCUAUACUCCUUGUUUGGUUGUUUGGUCAUAGCUAUGUACACACUGUCCAAUUAGUAAUGAUAAAGAUGAUAAAGAAACUGCCCGUCAGAUCACAUGUUUAUACUUCUAAAUCUAUUUUAUUGGGUAGUAGCAGUAUUUACCAAAAUGUUCACUUGGUGUGAAUUUGUUAAUGUCUACGUGGCGCUGCAAGGCCUUUUUUUUACAGUUUAGAAAUUGCAUUGACGUACAUGCAAAGCUUUUUAGUCGUCGCAGCACACAAUAGGGCGGAAAGGGGGUGUAGAGUUGGGCUCAUUUUGAGGAGGUUGAGACAGGAAACUAUAUCAAUAGUUUCAAGCUUCCCCUUUUUACGAUCAUGCAGAGCAGCUGUGAAUGACUAUUUGGUGUAAUCUGCUGCUGCAAAAAGCCUAAACCGAAAAAUGUUGCGCAUAAAAUGUAUUAUGGAGUAUUGUCCCAGACUGGGGGGGAAAAAUCACAUGGAAAGUUUUGCACUUUUAUAAGAUUUAAGUAAUAUUAUUAGAAAAAUAGCAUGUUGUUACAUGUAUGUAAUCUGUGUUUUCUUGCACAUUUUUUAAUUUUUUUUUUAGAAAAAAAUACAUUAGAUAUAUUAAAAUAAUAAAAUGUUCAUUUAAUUAUUGUCUGUUAGAGACUUGCCAUAUUGUAUAGUAAUCAUUACGUUUUCAUAUAUUUUGUUUAAAAAACAUUGACAUAGCAGAUUUGUCUUAAAAACAUUUUUUUAAAUAAAGUUAACACUUGCCAUAAACUAAUUUUGGAUAUUUUUGACUAUAGUUUGACCAUGUUAUUGUCAUGCAAUUUUAAUUUGUUCUCAUAAACCUGCAAUUUUUCCCUCUCAUAAAAUAAUAAUACAUAUAGUGUUGUAGGAUUUUAACUUUUUUUCAUAAUAAGUCCUAAUUUGCCUUUAAGUUACAUUUUGCAAUGUUACAUUUCCUCACAAUUGUGCAACUUUGUUCUCACUAAAAUUAUUAGUCAUUAUGACUUAAAUCUUUUAAAAUGCAAACUGUUUUCCUAAUAGUAUUAUUGAAUUUUCCCCCCUAAUCAUAGUGAUUAGCUUUAACUGUAUUCUCGUAAAAUACCAACUUUACUCCUGUAAAAUCCUUUUUUUGCCUAUGUUGUAGCAUUGUUACAUCUUUAUUCUUGUAGUUCAACUCUCCUGUCCAAAGGCAAAACCCAGUAACUCAAUUUUGGUUAAAACUGACCUGAUAAUAAUUUUGGAGUUAUUAGGUGAUAUGCUUUACAUUUGUGUAUGCGAUAUUGUAAUUUGUUCCGUAAGUAAGCUGGUUACUCACGGAUAUUGUAAUUUGUUCCGUAAGUAAACUGCUUACAUACGGAACAAAUUACAAUAUUGCAUACACUAAUGUAAAGCAUAUCACCUAGUAAUUCCAAAAUUAUUAUCAGCUAUGUUUUUACCAAAAUUGAGUUACUGGGUUUUGCUUUUGGACGGGAAAACUUUGUUCAACACUUUUCUUUCUAAAUGUCAUGUUUUUUGCAUAGCCAUCAACUUUAUUUUUGCUAAAAAUUACCACCUUGUUCUUGAAUUAGUACAACUUUUUAUAUCGUUACGAUUUAUCUUGUGUGCAUUGCAACUUCAUUUCCUGGAGUUAAGACUUGAUUCAAAAACGACUUUAAUCUAGUAGCAAGUAUAUCAUUUGUAUUUCUUUUCAGUGUAACCCUAAAAUGCCGAAAUAUGAUUAUAGUUUAGCUUAGUGAGAUUAGCAUAUGAAAUUUGCAUAUUAGCCUGUAGAACGUCUACUAAGUAACAAUUAGAUCAAAGCCUUAUAUUUAAUCUGAGUAUGUGCUGUGUUUGUUGAUCUUGAUAAUAAGGAUGUUGGGAAUUGUUAUAGGAAUUGAGCCUGCAAUCCCCACAGUAUUCAUGAAGGGACUUAACGUUACUGUACAUCUCAAACACAUAAUAACAUUAUAAUGUUGGUGUGAGAAGGCUAAUACUUGAACUGAACCGUGAUAAAAUGCCUUAUUUUAUCUGUAGUGGCAGCUUUUUAGCAACCUUAAGGCUCGAUGCUAAUUCAUUGUUGAAGGCAAAUGGAAGAUAGAUUUAAAAUGUAUACACUACGCAAUUAGGGAUAGUCUGCUUUCGGGUAAAACUUCAGGAUGAACCUUAAAUUCAACAUAACCUUUUACAGGUGAGCAAUUUUAAAUUUAGGGCCAGAAUUAAUCUCAGCAGACACUGGAAAAGCAAAAUGCUGGGUUUUGUUUCUGUGUGUGUUGAAAGGACGUCAUUAUCCAAUGCAUAUUUGGCCACACCGCAUGCGCAUAUAUGUUUUUAAUGCUAAAAAAGAGUUGCACAUACAGUUUAGCUAUCUUCUCAUUACAUUAUUCCUUUUAUUAAUUUUUUGGGGUCAAAUUGGUAUUCAUUUCAUUUCUUCAGUGUAUCAAAGGCCAAUAAAACCAAGCUGCAGCUCCCAAAUGGCCCCUUUAGACACCCCUGGUUUUACGUAUUUACCUGAGAAGGUGAAGUGUUACAAAAAAAAUGCAAGGUCAAGGUUUAUUUAUUUGUAUAGCACAAUUUCUAAGAACAGCCCGAGAGUGUUCUACAAAUUAAGAACAGAAAGGUAAACAAAAAUAGAAUUAAAAUCACAGUAAGUACAGUCAAGGCUAUAAAUAGUCGGGGUGCUCAAAAACAUCCGAAUCACAACUCUUUUUUUUCCCUGAUUCAAAAUCAAUUAAUCUUUUCACUUCUUUUUUGCUCAUCUACUUUUAACUCUUUGCUUACUCGCUGUGUGUAUACGUCACACAUCAGCCCUCAAAAGGAGGUUUUGUAACCUGUUUUUGAAAAGGUUUCAUUAUAAAUAUUAUGCCAAAUAGUACAUUUUUGUUGAUUUGGAGAUGGAUUCUGAAUCGAAUUGUCACCACAAGAAUCGAAAUUGGAUCAAAUUGAAUCGUGAGUUGCCAAAAAAACACAACUAAACGAAUCAUACAAUCAAAUGUUGACAACAAACAAAAAAAAGAAACAAAAUAAGGGAUAUUCACAGAAAUAAUAAAAAGGCAAAAAUAAAAAAACAUCAAAAUGUCCAGCUCAGCUUGUGGUAACCACCAGCGCAAAUAAGCUCUGUCUUAUGGUAGUCAUGAAGGCUGGGCUGCAAGCUUUUGGAGUUGUUUUGUAGUGAAACAUUUCUAAUUGAAAUGUAUAUUUAAAAGUUCAGAAAAGGUUCAAGUAGGCCAACCCGUCAAAAGUUACAGUGCAUUUUCGGUUCAUUCUGGAAUUAAACCCAAAAGCCAAAUACCCCAAACUUUUAGUGUGUAGUGUAUGUCUUUGUGCUGAACUCAGUAUAAGCUUCAGGUUUAAAGCACCUAAGUGCAAUUUAAGAGGGAGAAACGGUCUUUUUAGACAUUUUGCUACAGAGUUUUAAUCGGGGAGUCUUUGUUGUAACAGAAAAUGUAUUUUUACCUGACUGAACUGUUUCCUCAAUGAGUCAAUUAAAGCGAUGGUAACUAAAUAUUUUAGUGUUCUUAGAAUCUAAUACAAUUUCAGGGAUCAUCCAACUCACAUUUAAAUGCUACUUUUUUUUUGUUUUUCGCCUUUUUUCUUCACCUGUGUAUGUAAAUGCCAUGUUCUUUUCACCCUGUUACGCUUUGACUAGUUCAGCCUUAUUUACCAUGUUUUGUGCUCGUUAACGUGUAGCUAUGUAACAGUUGUCGCACUUAUGCGUCCACGGAAGGGUGGACACUAAACCUAAAUCACAUUGACAAUCAAUCCAACUGCGGAAAAAUUGUUUCCAUUUUUAAUUUUGUACUUUGAAAAUCCACAUUUCAUUGGUGCAUUCCUUCAAAAUAAAGUGUCUUAAGAAAUAA
Molecule: messenger RNA, 6149 nt
Organism: Nerophis ophidion (straightnose pipefish)
Lineage: Eukaryota; Metazoa; Chordata; Actinopteri; Syngnathiformes; Syngnathidae
Gene: clic1
Product: chloride intracellular channel 1
Exons: 7
Coding region: 171-899 (242 amino acids)
Source: RefSeq, a predicted model, not a curated record